This is a messenger RNA of Phyllostomus hastatus (greater spear-nosed bat), 504 nucleotides long. It is a transcript of the gene ATP5MJ, whose product is annotated as ATP synthase membrane subunit j. Gene Ontology annotation, cellular component: mitochondrion. The record is from RefSeq and is a predicted model, not a curated record. The coding region runs from base 188 to 370 and encodes 60 amino acids. The transcript is spliced from 4 exons. Lineage: Eukaryota; Metazoa; Chordata; Mammalia; Chiroptera; Phyllostomidae.
GACGGUGGCCGGCGGAGGCCCGGGCCUGAGUGUGUCCGCGGAGAGAGCCGGCGGCGAUCGGAACCUCCCCGGCCCUACGGCAGCCCCACCUCAACCCCCGCUGACCUUGGGGCCCAGGGACUCCCCUGCCUGCGCAAGUUUGUCCGCCCCGGCCCCCGGAACUGGAGAAGCCCGGCCUGGGGUCAGGAUGUUCCAGAGCCUCGUGAAGAACGUCUGGGUCCCCAUGAAGCCCUACUACACCCAGGUUUACCAGGAGAUCUGGGUGGGAAUGGGGCUGAUGAGCUUCAUCAUUUACAAAAUCAGGAGCGCUGAUAAAAGAAGUAAAGCCUUGAAAGGUUCGAGCCCCGCCCCUGCUCACGGCCACCACUAAGCAGCUGGACCUGAGUGCGCAGCGCCUGGAGCGUGGCUGGGCUGUGUGUCGGAGCUGUGUCCGGCGGGGAGGCGGCACGCUCUGUUGUAAAAGCUCCGCUUCCUUGCUGGCUGAAUAAAUGCCCCUGUGAGACA